Molecule: messenger RNA, 2957 nt
Organism: Elgaria multicarinata webbii
Lineage: Eukaryota; Metazoa; Chordata; Lepidosauria; Squamata; Anguidae
Gene: DHX40
Product: DEAH-box helicase 40
Cellular component (GO): intracellular anatomical structure
Molecular function (GO): ATP binding; helicase activity; RNA binding
Source: RefSeq, a predicted model, not a curated record
GCUUUGCUUGCUCCAAUGCCUGCUUUCUGAGUUGGAGAAGGAAAAAAGAGAAUUCGCUUGGCCGCUUGCUACCUGUAGAAAGGCCUGAGUUUUCGUACACAUGGAGCGGAAGCUCAAAGUGCCAAAAGGAGAAAAGAAAGAGGACCUGGGCUUUGCAUCUCUGCCAAUUUGCAGAUUCCGGAGGAAAUUAGUAGAGGCUGUUCGAAACCAUUCCUUUCUUGUGGUGACGGGUGAGACAGGCAGCGGGAAAACCACCCAGCUCCCAAAAUACUUAUUCGAAGAAGGUUUCGCCAAGCACGGCGCGAUCGGCGUGACGCAGCCGCGGCGGAUGGCUGCCACCUGUGUGGCACAGCGGGUGGCGGAGGAAAUGGACUGCCGGUUGGGCGGCGUGGUCGGGUACCAGGUUCGCUUUGAUGAAUGCGUCUCGGAGGAAACGUCAAUCAAGUACAUGACGGACGGCUGCUUGCUGAGGCAGAUUUUGGCAGACCCGCCUCUUUCUAAGUACAGUGUCGUGAUCCUCGACGAAGCUCACGAGCGAAGCCUGAGCACGGAUAUCCUGUUCGGUCUGCUGAAACAGAUGUUCCACGACAAAAAGCCGCCGGAGAGAAAGAAACCCCUGAAGGUGGUGGUGAUGUCGGCCACCCUGGACACCGGCAAGUUCUCCGAAUUCUUCGACGGCUGCUUGGUGGUGGAUAUUCCAGGAAGGAACUAUCCGGUCAAGGAGAUAUUCCGUGGUCUCCUAGGCCCCAAGGAUGCCAGCUGCUCUGCGUAUGUGACUGAGACUGUCAAAGUGACCUUGGACGUGCAUUUGAAUGGUUCGGCCGGCGACAUCCUGGUUUUUCUUACAGGUCAGUCGGAGAUCGAAAGGACCUGCCAGUUGCUUUUCCAAAAGGCGGAAUCGAUCGAUUACCGCUUCGACGUGAGAGACGGCUCGGUCGAAGGCCUGCUCAUCUUGCCGUUAUACGGCUCCAUGCCAAGUGAUCAACAGAGAAGGAUUUUUCUCCCUCCUCCGCCAGGCAUCCGGAAAUGUGUGCUGUCCACAAAUAUCGCAGCAACGUCUCUGACCAUUGACGGAAUCAGGUACGUGGUGGACAGCGGCUUCGUGAAGCAGUUGAACCAUAACCCAAGAGUGGGCUUAGACCUUCUGGAGGUCGUCCCCAUUUCCAAGAGCGAAGCCAUGCAGCGGGCCGGCCGGGCCGGCCGAACGGCGUCUGGAAAAUGCUACCGGGUGUACAGCAAGGAAUUCUGGGAGCAGUGCAUGCCUGACCACAUGAUCCCGGAAAUCAGGCGAACCAGCUUGACCUCUGUGAUCCUGACUUUGAAGUGUCUUGGCAUACAUGACGUCAUCCGGUUUCCGUAUUUGGACCGCCCAGAGGAGAGACGCAUCUUAGAAGCCCUGAAACAGCUUUAUCAAUGCGGUGCCAUCGACAGGAGAGGUCACGUGACCAAGCUCGGCGAGUUCAUGGUGCGGUUUCCCCUCCCGCCAAACCUGACUUGUGCCGUCAUCAAGGCUGCCUCUCUAGGCUGCGAAGACUUGUUGCUCCCGAUCGCGGCCAUGUUGUCUGUGGAAAACGUCUUCAUUCGGCCAGGAGAUCCUGAGAGACAAAAGGAAGCGGAGCUCCAGCACCGGGAGAUCUCUUCGCAAGUGGGAGGAUGUAACGACUUUGCGACUCUCUUGAACGUCUUCGAGCAGUGCAAGUCGAGCAAGUCCCCCUCAGUGUGGUGCCAAGAAAACUGGGUCCAUUGGAGAGCUGUGAAGCUGGCAUUUAGUGUGGAAGGGCAGCUCAGUGAGAUCGCCAGCAAGCUUAAGCAGCUGCCCGACUUCCCGAGGGAGCGGUUCCAUGGCUCCCGGAACGAAAUCCUGAGACGAUGCCUGUGUGCUGGCUAUUUCGCCAACGUCGCAAGGAGAUCCGUCGGCAAGUCGUUUUGCACCAUGGACGGCCACGGCAGCGUCGUCUACAUCCACCCUUCGUCAGCUCUCCGUGAUCACGAAGCCGAGCUGGAGUGGAUCCUCUUCCACGACGUCCUGGUGACUUCCAAGGUUUACUUGCGGACGGUGUGCCCCGUUCGCUAUGAGUGGGUCAAGGACCUGCUGCCCCGGCUGCACCAGAUCGACGCUUAUGAGCUGAGCAGCAUGGCCCGGGAGGAAGUGACGGAGGAGGAGAUGGCCAAGUGGAGGGAGAAGGAGGACCUCGAGGGGCGGAACGAGAAAACGUCCAACGAGCCCGCCAAGAAGAUGGAAAAGAGGAACGACGACCGAUCCAUACGGGACGCUCGCGCGCGGUACUUGGAGAGGAAGCAGCAGAGGCUGCUGGGAGCGAACGCCCCUCCGAAGGAGACGAGCUGACGUCGGCACCAUGCAGCCCUUUCUGCGCACCAUGAUAUAAGCAAACAACAAUCUUGCCAUCAAGAGCCGAAACGAAGCCUUUUGAAAUGAACACAUUUAAAUAUUUAGGGGCCUCACGUCUGGAGGUUUCUUCACUGUACAUCCAUUGACGUUUCCCUGGACUGUGCGCUUUGAAAUUGGCGUGGGACGACGUGAUCUGUUUUAAAGAAGUGUUUAAAAAGAGAGUUUACAAGCUUUUACGAUGUCCUUUUCACUUCACUGCGCUGUUACAUACACUGCUGUAUUUUUCUGCAGCAGGUGCUUUCGGAUUGUAAAACAUUCCUGUUUUGCUUUUACCAAAUAGUAAGGAAAUUAUUUUUGUACAUUUGUUAUAAAGAUCUGACGCGGCUCAAACUGAGCUCCUUGCUCUGCACACUGUGUGUGCAUUUAAUUUUUCCAUUCGGAGUUUAUAUCGACCAUGGUUGAUGGCAAUAUUCCCUUCGGGGGGACAAGAUACUUUUGUAUUGAGUUGAAAGCCCUGUUCUAGUUUCUUCUGCAAUUUUUUCCUGUAAGGAUGGCGAUGUAUUUAUCAGCUCUCCAGCGAGGAAGUUAAGUAAAGAUCCUUGGUGCA